Molecule: messenger RNA, 5964 nt
Organism: Trachemys scripta elegans
Lineage: Eukaryota; Metazoa; Chordata; Testudines; Emydidae
Gene: MBNL1
Product: muscleblind like splicing regulator 1
Exons: 13
Coding region: 1175-2500 (441 amino acids)
Molecular function (GO): metal ion binding
Source: RefSeq, a predicted model, not a curated record
AAUGUGGACUGUACAUGUUAAGUUACAGUAGCUGCUUUAAUUAGGGAUGUGGCUUUAAAUACAAAAGUACUUCCUCUAGCGUCUUUUUUUUUUAAUAGCUGGAAGUAAUUUUUGGUUCUUUAAAAAAUACAUAUGCAAACCACAGCCUGUUGCCAUGGCUACUACUGUAUGCUAAUGUGAAUAGCUUAUUUCACAUUCUUAAACCUAUAGGGUUGGGGAAGCAUAAUUAUUCUGGUCUUUCACUAUUUCCCCUUUAGCUAGGCCACCAUCCAUCUACUGCGAAGAAAGAAUGUUGUAAUUAGCCCAGAGUGCACAGCAGAACAGAGCUCUUCGAGGUGGUGGUGGCUGUGUCACUGUAUUAUUUAAGCAGCUUUAAGACCUAACCUACACUUGAGGCAAAACAGGUUGGUACUAAGAAGUGCCUUUCCUGACGUCUCUGCUGCUUGGAACCGCUUCUAGAGCAGUCUCUGCUUUUUGCCUUGCUUGCUGCCAGCUAGACUGCGACGACAGCACAUCCACCCUCCACCUCUAGCCCAGACACCCCCAUUUCUACUUACAAUCAAGAGAAAAGCUCUAAGUAUCAGGCAUUGCCCCAGGCUGCUUUAGUAUAAAAAUAAGUUUGCUGAAAAAGUAAGAUAUCUUCUGCCAGAAAAUCAAGGAGAGAAAAAAAAAUUCUCGAGUGUUGCUCUAAACUGCUGCAUCUGUCUAUGCCAAACUAAUCAAUACCGAUUGCACCACAAAACCCAAUUGCAAAUUCAGCUGUGUUGGAGAUUACCUUUCAGACAACUUUACUGAAAGCAGCUUGGAAAUUCUGUGUCAAAGGGUCUGCCACGUUUUCAUGCUUGCAUUUUGGGCUCCAAAUUGGCACUCGGAAUGGGUUACUGAGAGCACAAGGCUAGUUUCAGGCCACACUUUUUAACAUUCAUCUUACUUAUGAACCUAGCAUUUCUUUUAAGUACAAAACCUCUUUCCAUUAGCAGUUUCAUGCUGUGAAUUUCUAGUUGGAAACCUUUUCUUUGAUAUUGUGACAACACAAUUUUACAUGUACUUUUAAAGUAGGGUGUGGGGAAAAAAGUAUUUUGGAGGUGACAUUUUCAUCAUUUCCAAUCUAUCAGUUUGGCUGUUUGUUUGUUUGUUUCACUGAAAAUUUUAACUACCUGUAAAAAAUCUAAACAUGGCUGUUAGUGUCACACCAAUUCGGGACACAAAAUGGCUAACACUGGAAGUGUGUAGAGAGUUCCAAAGAGGGACUUGCUCACGACCAGACACGGAAUGUAAAUUUGCACAUCCAUCGAAAAGCUGCCAAGUUGAAAAUGGACGAGUAAUCGCCUGCUUUGAUUCAUUGAAAGGUCGAUGCUCAAGAGAGAACUGCAAAUAUCUUCACCCACCCCCACACUUAAAAACACAGUUGGAGAUAAAUGGACGCAAUAACCUGAUUCAGCAGAAGAACAUGGCCAUGCUGGCCCAGCAAAUGCAACUAGCCAAUGCCAUGAUGCCUGGUGCCCCAUUACAACCUGUGAACUAUAUGCCUCAGUCAUUCCAAAAAAGAGGGGGGGAGGGAUCUCCAUAUUACAUCGACAUUGAUACCAAUUAUCAAUACCAUACGUUCAAGUUACAAAAUGUCAACUUUUUCAAAGAAGUUAUGCCAAUGUUUUCAGUUGCACCAAGUUUAGCCACUAAUGCAUCAGCAGCCUUUAAUCCCUACCUGGGGCCUGUCUCCCCAGGCUUGGUCCCAGCAGAGAUCUUACCAACUGCACCGAUGCUGGUUGCAGGGAAUCCUGGUGUCCCCGUUCCCGCAGCUGCUGCUGCUGCUGCACAGAAAUUAAUGAGGACAGACAGACUGGAGGUAUGUCGAGAGUAUCAGCGUGGCAAUUGUAAUAGAGGAGAAAAUGAUUGCCGGUUUGCUCAUCCUGCUGACAGUGCAAUGAUCGAUACCAACGACAACACAGUUACUGUCUGCAUGGAUUACAUCAAAGGGAGGUGUUCACGGGAAAAGUGCAAAUAUUUUCACCCUCCUGCACAUUUGCAAGCCAAGAUCAAGGCUGCCCAGUACCAGGUCAACCAAGCUGCAGCUGCCCAAGCAGCAGCUACUGCAGCUGCCAUGACUCAGUCGGCUGUCAAAUCACUGAAGCGACCCCUCGAGGCAACCUUUGACCUGGGAAUUCCUCAAGCUGUACUUCCCCCAUUACCAAAGAGGCCUGCGCUUGAAAAAACCAAUGGUGCCACCGCAGUCUUUAAUACUGGUAUUUUCCAAUACCAACAAGCUCUUGCCAACAUGCAGUUACAACAGCAUGCAGCCUUCCUCCCACCAGGCUCAAUAUUGUGCAUGACACCCGCUACAAGUGUUGUUCCCAUGGUGCACGGUGCUACGCCAGCCACUGUGUCUGCAGCAACAACAUCUGCCACAAGUGUCCCCUUCGCUGCAACAGCCACAGCCAACCAGAUACCCAUAAUAUCUGCCGAACAUCUGACUAGCCACAAGUAUGUUACACAGAUGUAGACAUUUUGUCAUCAAACAAUCAUACUAAAGAGAAAAGGACAGUGUGCUUGGAUAGAGAAAAGGACACGAGCAUUAGCCAUAAUGUAUAUACCGUCAAGCCACACACAAAAAUUCCCUCAGCAGUAAGACAUCCACAUACUGCAUGUUAACAAGAUGAAACGACAACUUGGAAAUCCACUGCACACUGUUGCCUAUAUACUUUGUACAUUUAAUUGAUAUUUGUGCUGAGGUGAUCUUAUUGUCUAAAUCUACAACAUUGUCUAUCUUUUCUAGCACAGAGGUAUGCCUAUAUAUUUAAAUAUGCAUACAUAGUCUAUUUCCUACAUAAUCAUAUAUGUCAUCUUGAAAAGACAGACUAUGAUGUAAUCAUAAAUCUAUUAUGUAUUGGUACGUCUGUAGACCAAGAUAUAAUUUUUUAAAGUAAGUUUAUUUCUUUCAAGGUUUACAAAUAACAAAGGUGCACCUUGUAUUUAAAAUUGCCAUUAUAGAUGAGAGCGUGCAUGCACAGUAAUUUUUGUUUAAGAGUAAUAUUUUUAAUGUAAUAGAUUGUAAGAAGUGGUAAGAGAGGUAUCUGACAGAGAUGAAUGUGCCAAGCAAAACCACAACUGUGUAUAUUUUAAAGCACAUCAAUGGCUUUAAGUACUAUGUUGUUAAGGAUUCUCAUGAAGUGCCAUAGACUGUACAUCAAAUUAGAGUAUUAUUUCUGCAGUGUUAUUUUCAGAGCCACAUUUUUGCUUAUUUUGUUAGUACUAUUCAGUCAAAGGCACCAUUCUGUUUCAAAACCAAAGCUGUCUCAGAAAUGGCCGAUUCAACCUAUAAUAAAAGUAGACAACAGAAAAACCAACUAUCAGUACAGAUUAACGUAACACAUACUGGACAUAUAAAUAUAUAUAAACUAUUUUAAGGCAUUGUAGUGUAAAAUUUAUGCAUAUUAUACUAAAUAACUCAAUAUACAAAAGGGAAAAGCCAUUUCUGAGACACAGUAACAAAAAUGUUUGAGGAACUUAUUUUGCUUCUAUUUAUAGCCUCUGUCAAAAGUCAAAAGACUAUAAAUGCUUUGCAGAGAUGAAUUUCACUUUUGCUUAAAUGUUUCAUCAAAGUCACACUUCAAAAUAGUGACUCUAAACAAAGAAGAAAGAAGCACUGACAUCAGAUGCAUGAUAAACCAAAAUAUGAAAAAACUGAGAUGUUAAUUAGCAUAGAAUUGGGUGGGUUAAAUACCUGGGUGAGUUUUGUGAUUUUUUUUUUUUUUUUUUUUUUGGUUCAGAUUAACUGCUUAUAGCCUUAGAAAGCCUUUACAAAAUAAUAAUAAUAAAAAAAUAGAUGUGCAUUCAAGUUUUUAAGAAUGGAUUCAUCCAAAGGAAUUCCUUUUUGUGGUUUGGAUGUUGCAGUUAGUAAAGGAUAUUUUUGCUCUGUUCAGCAAACUGCUGAAGUGGGGGCCAGGUCACUGGUAGUAUAGCAUGGAGUGGAAGAAGUGUGAGUUCAGUUAUAGAACUUUCCAUACUUCCAAGUUUACUGCAAGUUUUUAUGCUUGAGAGAGAUGCUUUCUAGUAUAAGAAUGAUGUGUUGAUUUUACUGAUUGUACUGUACAUCUAUUAAAGCCUUAGAUUAUUACAUUACGGGUUAAAACCCAUACCAAUGUAAUUUCAAUCGUGUUAAGAAAGUAUAGAUGACUUCACAUGUUAUUGUAGUUACUUACAUUACAGAAUAUUACUUAUUUUUCUUGUUAAAAUGUAGUUUUUAUUUCUUACAUUUAUUAGAUCAUUUUCAUUUUCUAUUACCAGUUGAAUACCAUUUCAGUUUAUAGAAUUUUGUUUUAUUAGACUAUACUGAUGACUUUUUCAAAAUACAAAAAAAAAUAAAAAAAUUAAAAAGUAGGUUUUUUUCUUCAUAACAUAUUCAGUUUUGAAUUUACAUGUAGUGUCAUGAGUAUUUGUAUUAUUGUUAACUAAAUGAUUUAUAUUUUACUGAUUUAAUAUUACAAUGUAAGAACGUCAGUCAUUGUUAGUUCUUGUCUAGUUUUCAUUAAAAGAACAAAGAUCUUUUAUAUGGAUAUCUUAUAAUUAUAUAAUCAUUGCUAAGUAAGAAGUUCAGUUGUUGCUAUCGCAACAAUCCUGGCAGACAAUUGAAUAAUAUUUUGAUGAUUUAUUUUGUUUGUAAUUAGUUAUUAUAAGAAAAUCUAGUUCCUAGAUAUUAGAAUAAAAUUUAUUUUCUACUGUAUCCAUUUCAAAUGUUAAAAUAUUGUUUAAAUAUUUUUUGAAAUCCCUGAAUAUCAGGCCUUGUUAUAAAUAAGCUGCAUAAUCAAUAGAUCAAGGGACUUUUUGUUGAUAAUCCAAAUACUCAAAGUUUACGUAACAAGAAUUAAAGCGUGUGUGCAAACUCUUGAGGGUUGAUUAUGCUGCAGUUUAGCAUGUGGGAACGUAUAGAGAGAAGGUUGACUUUUUGCACUUCUGUAUAUAGUCAAAAAAGAGAGAAACCUGUAUAAUAGUAAGAUCUUAUUUUGAAUAAAAAUGUCUAUAAUUACAAGGAGUUUUGUUAAGGCGAAUAAAAUGACAGGCUGAACAAAAUUGCUUGCAAAAGUGGCACAGAGUUAGCACUCCAUACCCCUUCAAAAAAGUUGCUUUGCUUUAUGUGGACAGCUUGUAGUUUGCCAGGAUUUUUUCAGCUGGAAAGAUAUGCCAUCCUUCCAAGAUCUCAUGACUGACAAAAGCUCCACUGGUUCAAAUCUGCCUGAAAAUCAUUACUUUAAAAAAAAAAAAUUAAAAAAAAAGCAGGUACUUCAAACCAUCAAGGUGAAAUCAUGGAUUAAAUAUUCCGUACAUUAUUCAAAAACUACUGCAUGUUUAAAGUAUCAAAAACAAAACAAAAAAAAUAAAAAACAAAAAAAAAUAAAAAACAAAAAAAACAACCAACAACUAUAUUAAGGAUAUAUUCUAUUCAAAGCCGUUUCUGACAAUUUCAGUGGUUUAUUGUUCACAAAACAAAAAUCUUCAAAACAGAUAUUGACUUUCACAAAAAUUAAAUCAUGAACAGGCAAACCAAACAGCACACUGUAGCUGUAGUUAUGUGAUUAUUUUUUAUUGUAAUGGUCCUGUUCUUUUAGCAGGUGAAAAACAAAAACCUAUCAAAUGUUACCAUUUGAAUGAAAAGCACUCAAGAAACCAUGUAAUUACAUAAGCCAAAGCUGGAAAUAAAAAUGAUUAGACCAUUAUUUUAUCUGGAAUAUUCAAUAUUCACACUGAUUAAUUAAUAAUGUUGCACUUACUUGCAACCCUGCAACUUUCAUCUGCUGAAAGGACAGAUGUGCUUGGUUUUACUAUUAUGUAAUCACAGACUUACUUUUUGCUUGUAGUUGCUGCAAAUUAUGUACUCUGUCCUGGGCUGCAAUUUGUUUCCAUGCUUAUUUUAUUAUUACUGCUAUAGUUGACCUUGCUGUAUGGAAAAAUAAAGUGAAAUUGCCCUAA